AUGGAUACCGAGGAAAACGGAUUUUUCAUAGUCCAGACCGGUCAGGUGCCCUCCAAGACCUGUGUCUUAGAUGAAUUCAGCGUAGAAAAUAAUUCAUCUCCUCUUAUCGGCUGUGGUGUAGAGUGUAAUAAAAGGCAGUAUUGCAUCGGAAUGGAUCUAAUUACAGAUGGAACAAACUUAUGUCGGCUUCUAUCAGGUUUUGGGAGCAUUAUCCCAUCUAUUUCGGCUAUUAAUCAGUGCACUCGUUAUCAAAAGUCAAAUGGGAAUCGAAAAGGACGAGACUUUUACUGCAGUAGAACAUUGAUGAACGGCGCGACUGUUUCCACCAUAUGCCACCAAGACACUUAUCUAUGGACGAUAAUUCAACGAAGAUUAGAUGGAUCCGUUAAUUUCAAGCAGAACUGGGUCCAAUAUCGAAUAGGGUUUGGCACACGUGACUCCGAAUUUUGGCUAGGUAAUGAAAACAUACACCUCCUAACAAAUGAGGGAUAUACACACCUUAGAAUUGAACUGAUGGAUCAUGACUGUGUUUGGAAAUAUGCAGAGUACAGUAGCUUCUAUACAGAAGGAGAUGGUACACAAUACAGAUUACACGUAUCUGGCUAUUCUGGAGAUGCAGGGGACAGUUUUCUCUACCACAACAAUAUGUACUUCAGUACUUUCGAUAACGACAACGAUAAAAACUCUGGUUACAACUGCGCCCUGGGUAGACUUGGAGGUUGGUGGUAUAACACAUGUCAUAAGUCAAACCUGAACGGUGAGUACAGCAACACGGACUACUCCAACGGCAUCAACUGGUACGCCUGGAAAGGGUUCUAUUAUUCCAUGAAGGAAGUGAGAAUGAUGAUAAGGAAACCCUGA
This is a messenger RNA of Saccostrea echinata, 861 nucleotides long. RefSeq names its product ficolin-2-like. NCBI's taxonomy places the organism in Eukaryota, Metazoa, Mollusca, Bivalvia, Ostreida, Ostreidae. Bases 1 to 861 code for a protein of 286 amino acids. The transcript has 6 exons. The record is from RefSeq and is a predicted model, not a curated record.